This is a messenger RNA of Rhea pennata, 1741 nucleotides long. RefSeq names its product regulator of G protein signaling 7 binding protein (gene RGS7BP). The record is from RefSeq and is a predicted model, not a curated record. Gene Ontology annotation, cellular component: postsynapse; neuron projection; nucleus. Lineage: Eukaryota; Metazoa; Chordata; Aves; Rheiformes; Rheidae. Bases 54 to 821 code for a protein of 255 amino acids. The transcript is spliced from 6 exons. Gene Ontology annotation, biological process: G protein-coupled receptor signaling pathway.
CGCGCCCGCGGGGCCCCGCGCAGCGGGCGGCUCCGCGCGGCGGAUGCGUGUGCAUGAGCGCUGCAGCGAGCGGGCGCAGGAAGCGCCCCCGCUCCGCCGCCUCCAUCUUCCAGGGCAGCAAGAGCCCGCCGGGCGGCCGCGACGCUGAACGCCGGGGCAGCGGCUCCGAGAGCGCCCAGCAGACCCAGAGAGCCCUGGACGACUGCAAAAUGCUUGUCCAGGAGUUCAAUACCCAGGUGGCUCUGUACCGGGAGCUGGUCAUUUCCAUUGGGGAUGUCUCAGUCACCUGUCCAUCUCUACAUGCCGAAAUGCACAAGACUCGAACCCGAGGAUGCGAGAUGGCCUAUCAGGCUCAUCAAAAACUAGCAGCAAUUUCUGGCCCAGAAGACGGUGAAAUUCAUCCUGAAAUCUGUAGAUUAUACAUCCAGUUGCAGUGUUGCCUAGAAAUGUACACAACAGAAAUGCUUAAAUCCAUAUGUCUGCUAGGAUCCCUUCAGUUUCAUCGGAAAGGAAAAGAGCCUUGUGCACCACCCAAGGUCCUAGACACUAAAGUGGAGGAGAGUUCUGAAGUACCUAUUUUAGAAGACACGUCGUCAUCUCCAACAGAUAUUCAACAGCAUUUAUGGCAAGUUUCCACAGAUAUUGAGAACACUGACAGAGAUAUGAGAGAAAUGAAAAACCUUUUAAGCAAACUCAGGGAGACUAUGCCUUUACCACUGAAAAAUCAAGAUGAUAGCAGCCUCCUAAACUUGACUCCUUACCCAUUAGUAAGACGACGGAAGCGAAGAUUCUUUGGACUGUGUUGUCUUGUGUCCAGUUAAAAGUACAGAUUAAGUACAGAAAUGACAAUAAAAUCGUAACUUUGAUUAAACCACUAUCAUUUGAUCACUGCAAAGAUGAACGUUACUAUUCUUGAUUAUAAAGUAUAUUUUCUACACUAGCCUGUUCCUUUUUCUCUUCUGCUCCAUCCCCGUUUUCAAAAUAAAGAGUUUUAACAAUUUAAAGUUACGGUGUUCAAGAAUCAGUUGUGGAACAAAUCUAGCAUAACUAAGAAUGUUUCUAAAACUUUUUAAAAUAUGUUUUGCAUGCUUAAAUGACUCAAAGAAAGACACAUGCAUUAUGUUUAAUAGAUCAUUUUUAAUUUUUUAUUGUUUGAACUACAGCUAAAAGUUUGUGCAUAGUACAGUAUUCAUUAGUAUCACAUUAAAAUACUUGGUCAUAUUCUAAUGGUCUUUAAGCAUAGAAAGCUAUUUAAUAGCAAAAGUAUUAAAGUUCUAAAACAUUUAGACAAUAUUGUAACAGAAUUUGCACAAAAUCUACAGUUGCUUUUUGUGCUCUCAUUCAUAUUUAGUCUUCCACUCUAUCUCAAUCUAAAAGCUUCAUAGAAAAAUAUCUUAAUUUAUGAUACACAAACCAUAUAAAAAUAUUUAGAUCUUGUAAAUACAGAGAAAUUAUAAUAUCAACAUACUGUACAAUGCAUAGAAAUAAUAAAUUUCCUUUUAAGUCAAUGGUAUCUCUCCAACCUUUUGGAAAAAAAAUAGCUAUUUAUUAAAAGCAGAUGUUGUAAAAUAAAGUUACCCUACAAUGUACUACACACCACUAACCCAUUUUGUUUCCAAUAGAAUUUAAAGCAUGGUGUCUACGUAUCACUGUUAACUCUUAUAGGGCAUGCCAGAAUUAGCUCAGAUUGUAAGAUAUUAAACAUUUUACAUUGUUAAUAAAGUUUUUUAUUUAAAUUAAA